Messenger RNA from Pomacea canaliculata, 6487 nucleotides. RefSeq names its product lactase-phlorizin hydrolase-like. Gene Ontology annotation, biological process: carbohydrate metabolic process. Gene Ontology annotation, molecular function: beta-glucosidase activity. The record is from RefSeq and is a predicted model, not a curated record. Lineage: Eukaryota; Metazoa; Mollusca; Gastropoda; Architaenioglossa; Ampullariidae.
GUCCUCAUUUUCUGUAGGGAGUUCGUUUGUACACAGGCUGUAGAUGUCGGUAUAUACACAUAUGUAUAUUGUGUUCUUGUGGAAGUAACAGUUGGUUGGACACGCGAGGGAACUCAGUUCUGAGCCGCAGUCACCGAGGCGCGUUCCACAGAGCAGCUGAAGGAGAAGCUACAGCUGUCCAGCUGUCCAACUGCACCGUUGACAGGACACUGUGACGACCCAAAGAGUUGUCAACUACUUCUCAGCUUAAAGAAAAUGCUCAGUCUUCUCCGUCUGUCACUUCUUCUGGUCACGUGGUCCGCAUCCACCCGGGGCAGCAGUCCUCAGGACCACGAGCUCAUACUCGGCACCUUCCCACAAGGCUUUGCAUUCGGGACUGCUACAUCCGCCUAUCAGAUCGAGGGCGCAUGGCAGGAAGACGAGAUUUCUGUUAUCAUGAACUAUUUCUGUCCUAUCAUGAAGUAUCUGUCCUAUCUGAAUAUCUGUCCUACUCUUCUGUCCUUCAUGAAGGGCCCAGCAUGGGAUGUCUACUACGUACACGCGCCUGGUCACAUAGUCAACGGGCACACUGCCGACGUGGCUGACGACAGCUACCACAAGUUCCGAGAAGACGUGCAGAUGAUGGUGAAGCUGGGGGUGACGCACUACCGCUUCUCGAUCUCCUGGACACGCCUGAUGCCCAACGGAACGUCGAAGUCCAUCAACCAGCGAGGACUCGCGCACUACAAUGACGUCAUUAACGAACUGCUGGCCCACAACAUCCAGCCGUUUGUGACCUUAUACCACGAUGACCUGCCUCAGGCCCUGCAGGAGGAGGGCGGCUGGCUCAAGCGCCACCAUCCGUCAACGCGAGUUCCGCCGGGACUAACGCGGCGACUCUGCUUCCGGUCUUUCGGCGACAGGGUGAAAAGGUGGAUUACUUUCAACGAACCUCUGAUGUUUACAUGGCUGGGCUACAAUAUUGGGUACUCUGCACCCGGUGUAAAACAGAACAAUGGCACCUACGUGGGCGCCUACAUCGUCCUCAAGUCUCAUGCUGCAGCUUACCGUCUGUACGACACCCAGUACAGACCUAUACAGCAGGGUCAGGUGGGCAUUACGCUGGACAGCUAUUGGUACGAACCUAAAGACCACAACAACGCCUCUGAUGUCACUGCGCAGGCGCGCGCUAUGUCCUUCUGGCUCGGCCUCUUCGCCAGUCCGCUGUUCACGGGAGACUACCCCGAUGUUGUCAAGACCACACUGCAGGCGAAAGCUCGGAGGCUGGGGGUUGCGUCCCCCUUACCUCCCUUCUCGGAGGAGGAGAAACGUAGUAUCAAGGGUACCCUAGACUUCCUCGGCAUCAACCACUACAGCAGCCAGCUCGUGACAGACAACGGCGUUUCCUAUGACAUGUUUGGGUUUUACACAGAUCAGAGCAUCGACUUCACAAACGUUACAGGUGAUCCCAGUCUAGCUUAUCGGACAGAUACAGGUUCUGAGAACGACUACCCCCGUCUCAUGGGAUUCGGCUUGCGCAAGCUGCUGAACUACAUCCGCACCACCUACAACAACCCUGUGGUGUACAUCACUGAAAACGGCUACAGGGGCUGCGGCACGAUGAAGGACGAGAAGCGCAUUGAAUACAUUCGAGAAUACAGCAACAAUGUCCUGAAAGCCAUUCGAGACGGAUGUGACGUCAGAGGCUACUUCGUGUGGAGCCUCCUGGACAACUUCGAGUGGACAUUCGGGUACACAGUGAGGUUCGGUUUAUACUACGUGGACUUUGAGAGAGACGACAGGCCUCGCUACCCCAGGUCUAGCGCCGACUUCUACUCGCUGUUAAUUAGGGAGAGAGGCUUCACCCCAGCCGUCCUCGACUUCCGGGCAUAUCCUGCUGACCGCGACACCUUUCUGUACGACCAUUUCCCGCGCAACUUCUCGUGGGGCGUGUCCACUUCCGCCUACCAGGUGGAGGGCGCGUGGAACGAGGACGGUAAAGGACCCAGCAUCUGGGACUCGUUUGUUCACCACGGUAGCCAUGUGAUGAACAGACAGACGGGCGACGUGGCCUGCGACAGCUACCACCACAUCGCUGAUGACGUCAAGAUGCUUAAAGAUCUCGGUGUGCAGCACUACCGCUUCUCCCUCGCCUGGAGUCGCAUCCUGCCAGACGGCACACCCGAGUCGCUCAACGACUUGGGGGUUAAAUACUACAACGACCUCAUCGACGCUCUGAUCGCCAACAGCAUCCAGCCCAUGGUCACCCUGUAUCACUACGACCUGCCACAAGCCAUGCAGGACCGCGGCGGCUGGAGAAAUGAAACCAUCAUCGACCACUUCAACAACUACGCUCGUGUCUGCUUUGAACAGUUUGGAGACAGGGUGAAGUUGUGGAUCACCUUCAAUGAACCAGCGGUGGUGGCUUGGUACGGCCAUGGUAACGGCGUCUUGGCACCCGGCAUCCACGACCCCGGGGUGGGCGUGUACACAGUGGCCCACAACAUCAUCCGCUCCCACGCCAAGGCCUUCCACACCUACGACACGCACUUCCGCCACGUCUACAAGGGUAAAGUCGGCAUCACUUUGAACAUCGACUGGCAGGAGCCGAUGACGACGAGUGAAGAGGACGAGUUGGCGGCGGAGCGCGCCAUGAUGUUCAAGCUGGGGUGGUUCGGCAACCCCAUCUACGGCGACGGCGACUACCCCGAGGUGAUGAAGCGCGUGGUGGCCGAGAAAAGUCAGCGACAGGGACUGACCACCUCGCGCCUGCCCGCCUUCACCGCGGAGGAAAAGAGACUCAACAGAGAUUCCUACGACUUCCUGGGGAUUAACCACUACACAUCCCAGCUGGUCAGCAACAACCCGAAUCCAAACUCCAGCGCCAGCUACGAGAAUGAUCAGGACAUCGACACCCACGCUGACCACUGCUGGCCGGAUGUUGGGUAUGCUUGGAUGAAGUCCAACCCUUGGGGCUUACGCAACACCCUGCGCUGGGUACGGGACCGUUGGCACAACCCUCCCGUCUACAUCACCGAGAACGGCCGACCAGACGUCGAGGGCCCUAACGACAUCGACCGCAUCUACUACCAUCGCAACUACACCAACGAGGUCCUGAAAGCCAUAAAGCUGGAUGGAUGUGAUGUUCGUGGAUAUACCGCUUGGUCCCUGAUGGACAACUUUGAGUGGGUAGCUGGGUACACCCAGAGGUUUGGCCUGUACGCCGUGGACUUCAACAGCCCCAACCGCACCCGCAGCCCCAGACAGUCGGCGACCUUCUACAGGGAGCUCAUCACAGAGAACGGCUUUGUGAAAAGUUCAAAUGGCAGCACUCCCUGCAAUACCUGCAAGUCAAGCAGUGAUCACCAUCUAUUGGCUGUAAAGCUGAAACUGAAGUUGAGAAAAGCAAAGAUUGGACAGAAAAGAAACCGGCGACAGGACAUGGCCAAGCCCAAACACCCAGCAACCAAUGGCUCAGAGAAAAUGCAGAACUAUCUCUGCCUGACAGUGCUUUUGAUCACGUGGUCACCACUUGUCAAAGGCAGCAGUCCUCAAGACCACCAACUCAUACUCGGCACCUUCCCAGAAGGCUUUGCUUUUGGUACUGCUACAGCCGCCUAUCAGAUCGAGGGAGCAUGGCAACAAGACGGUAAGGGGCCCAGCAUAUGGGAUAUCUACGUACACGCGCCUGGUCACAUAGUCAACGGGUACACUGCCGACGUUGCUGACGACAGCUACAACAAGUUCAGAGAAGACGUGCAGAUGAUGGUGAAGCUGGGGGUGACGCACUACCGCUUCUCUAUCGCCUGGUCACGCCUGAUGCCCAACGGCACCUCAAGCUCAGUCAACCAGCGAGCGAUAGCGCACUACAAUGACGUCAUUAACGAGCUACUGGCCCACAACAUCCAGCCGUUUGUGACGUUAUACCAUUGGGACCUGCCUCAGGCCCUGCAGGAGGAGGGCGGCUGGCUCAACCCCGCCAUCGUCAACUACUUCCGGGACUACGCCGACCUCUGCUUCCGGUCUUUCGGCGACAGGGUAAAAGGGUGGAUUACAUUUAAUGAGCCGUUCGUCUUUACAUUUGUGGGAUACGAGGUUGGAUACUUUGCCCCCGCCGUGAGGCAGAGUAACGGCACCUACGUCAGCGCCAACAACGUCCUCAAGUCUCAUGCUGCAGCUUACCAUCUGUACGACACCCAGUACAGACAUAUACAGCAGGGUCAGGUGGGCAUUACCCUGGAUAGUGAGUGGUACGAACCUAAAGACCAGGCAAAUGCAUCUGAUGUCACUGCGCAGGCGCGCGCUAUGUCCUUCCGGCUCGGCCUCUUCGCCAGUCCACUGUUCACGGGAGACUACCCCGAUGUUGUCAAGACCACACUGCAGGCGAAAGCUCAGAGGCUGGGGGUUGCGUCCCCCUUACCUCCCUUCUCGGAGGAGGAGAAACGUAGUAUCAAGGGCAGCCUGGACUUUCUCGGAAUCAACCACUACAGCACGAAGCUUGUGACAGACAACGGGCUUUCUUACGAUUCCUUUGGUUUCAACAAUGACCAAAGCAUCGAGUUUACAACUGAUGCUAGUGCUCCCAGUCUAGCUUAUCGGACAGAUACAGGUUCUGAGAACGACUACCCCCGUCUCCUGGGAUUCGGCUUGCGCAAGCUGCUGAACUACAUCCGCACCACCUACAACAACCCUGUGGUGUACAUCACUGAAAACGGCUACAAGGGCUGCGGCACGAUGAAGGACGAGAAGCGCAUUGAAUACAUUCGAGAAUACAGCAACAAUGUCCUGAAAGCCAUACGAGACGGAUGUGACGUCAGAGGCUACUUCGUGUGGAGCCUCCUGGACAACUUCGAGUGGAAUCAGGGUUACUCAGUGAGGUUCGGUUUAUACUACGUGGACUUUGAGAGAGACGACAGGCCUCGCUACCCCAGGUCUAGCGCCGACUUCUACUCGCUGUUAAUUAGGGAGAGAGGCUUCACCCCAGCCGUCCUCGACUUCCGGGCAUAUCCUGCUGACCGCGACACCUUUCUGUACGACCAUUUCCCGCGCAACUUCUCGUGGGGCGUGGCCACGGCGGCCUACCAGGUGGAGGGCGCGUGGAACGAGGACGGCAAAGGCCCCAGCAUCUGGGACACGUUUGUUCAUCACGGCAACCACAUCGCCAACAAGGACACGGGCGAUGUGGCCUGCGACAGCUACCACCACAUCGCCGACGACGUCAGGAUUCUGAAAGAGCUGGGGGUGCAGCACUACCGCUUCUCCAUCGCCUGGAGCCGCAUUCUGCCAGACGGCACACCCGAGUCGCUCAACGACUUGGGGGUUAAAUACUACAACGACCUCAUCGACGCUCUGAUCGCCAACAACAUCCAGCCCAUGGUCACCCUGUAUCACUGGGACCUGCCACAAGCCCUGCAGGACCGCGGAGGCUGGAGAAAUGAAACCAUCAUCGACCACUUCAACAACUACGCUCGUGUCUGCUUUGAACAGUUUGGAGACAGGGUGAAGCUGUGGAUCACGUUCAACGAAGCUUUCGUCGUGUCCUGGCUCGGCCAUGGUAACGGCGCCUUCGCACCCGGCAUCCACGACCCCGCGGUAGGCGUGUACACAGUGGCCCACAACAUCAUCCGCUCCCACGCCAAGGCCUUCCACACCUACGACACGCACUUCCGCCAUGUCUACAAUGGAAAGGUCGGCAUCACCCUGGACAUCGAGUGGAAGGAGCCGAUGACGACAAGUGAAGAGGACGAGUUGGCGGCGGAGCGCGCCAUGAUGUUCAAGCUGGGGUGGUUCGGCAACCCCAUCUACGGCGACGGCGACUACCCCGAGGUGAUGAAGCGCGUGGUGGCCGAGAAAAGUCAGCGACAGGGACUGACCACCUCGCGCCUGCCCGCCUUCACCGCGGAGGAAAAGAGACUCAACAGAGGUGCCUACGACUUUCUGGGCAUCAACCACUACACCACCAACCUCAUCAGCAACAACCCAAGCCCCAACUCGGACGCCAGCUACGAGAAUGACCAGGACAUCGACUACCACACCGACCACUGUUGGCAGGACGUUGGAAAUGGGUGGCUACGGGUUAAUCCUUGGGGCAUACGUAACGUCCUUCGCUGGGUACGUGACCGUUGGCAAAAUCCUCCCGUCUACAUCACCGAGAACGGCCGACCAGACGUCGAGGGCCCUAACGACAUCGACCGCAUCUACUACCAUCGCAACUACACCAACGAGCUCCUGAAAGCCAUAAAGCUGGAUGGAUGUGAUGUUCGUGGAUAUACCGCCUGGUCCCUGAUGGACAACUUUGAGUGGACAUCCGGGUACACCCAGAGGUUUGGCCUGUACGCCGUGGACUUCAACAGCCCCAACCGCACCCGCAGCCCCAGACAGUCGGCGACCUUCUACAGGGAGCUCAUCACAGAGAACGGCUUUGUGAAAAGUUGAAGAAGGUUCCUAUGACAAGACUUUUUUCUUUACACUGUGUACUUGUUGACACUAAUAAACAAUUUCCUGCUCA